Molecule: messenger RNA, 680 nt
Organism: Microtus ochrogaster (prairie vole)
Lineage: Eukaryota; Metazoa; Chordata; Mammalia; Rodentia; Cricetidae
Product: MAGUK scaffold protein DLG5-like
Source: RefSeq, a predicted model, not a curated record
GAGAGCAACCAUCUCCCCAAAUGGUCCUCACCAAGAAGCAGAAGGUGAAGAGUCUGACCACUCAGCUACAGCAAAUGACCAGAGAGAGAAACGAGCUGCGGGAUCACCUGAUCUCCAUCACCGAAGAGCCCAUAGACAAUAGGACCAGGUCCUAUCGCAAGCCAAACCCUUUAUUUGAGAAGCUGAAGAGGAAGCAUGAGAAAGUCAUGUCAGACCUGCAGUGCUUGGAGGAUGAGAAGAACGAAGUCACAGAGAAAUUCAAUGAGCUCGCCAAGGAGUCAUUCUUCUAUUGCAAUCUGCAGUACCAGCUCGCGAUGGAGAAGUAUCAGAUAGAGGACAAGGUGGACUUGCUGAAGCAGGAGAACAAGAAAUUGAUGCAGUAUUGGGUCCUGCUGCAGAAGCACUUGGAGGAUUUGCACUUGGCCUUUCAGGACCAAGAGGAAGAGAACAGAGACCUGCAGACCCAGGAGCAUCAGGAGCAGCAGAGCCUGGAAGAAAGUCUGCAGUCCCCAGUGAAGCAGAAGGAGCUAGUCAACCAGGAAAAGAAUUUGGCAGUAAAUCUGCAACAUCACGUGACUGUCUCCCAGAUGAGGUCAGAGAGUCUCCAACAUGAGCCAGAGCAAUCCUCAGCACAGGAUGAGAGCCUCCCACCAACAGAGCUGCUGCAGCAGGAGCACUAA